AUGCUGCGGGACGCGGACAUAGAUUCCCUGAACAAUCACGUCUCAUCCCUAUCCCGGGAAAACGAACAGCACCAUGCCAGCCUCCAAAAUUUGCUCACCCAGUUUCGGAGCUUGCUGGAUGAUUAUAGUGCUUUGAAGAGCGAUUACGAGGAAGUUAAGGAUGGCAGGGAGAAGUACAAGAAGCAGGCCCGCGGUCAGGAGCGCAAUCCGUUUGUGCUAGUUCUUGUUGAUGGCGAUGGUUACCAUUUCAAAGAACACUUCGUCAAGGCCGGCAGUGAAGGCGGAAUUAAUGCGGCUCGUGAGCUGAGUGACUCGAUCAAGGAACUCAUGCAUUCGACAAUGGGAGCUCAGGCAGACCAGUGCCGGAUUAUGGUUCGCGUCUACGCCAAUCUGCUCGGAUUGUCCAAAGCCUUCGCUCGCGCUGGGCUGUCGGGGCAUGAGGCUCGAUCCCUGUCUCCGUUCUGCGCUGCGUUCACGCGAGCACAGGAUCUAUUUGACUUUGUAGAUGCUGCGGAAAAGAAGGAAGGAAGUGAUUUCAAGAUCCGGGAAAUGUUUCGACUCUUCGCAGAUCUCAACCAAUGUCGGCAUAUUUAUUUUGCGGGAUGUCAUGACACUGGAUACGGCUCUCUAUUGACUCCCCAUAGGGGCAGCGACCGUAUCACCCUUAUCAAAGCUGCCUCGUUCCAUCGCGACUUUGAAUCUCUAGGCCUUCCCAUCAGGGAGUUGCCCUCUGUAUUCACCUCAGCUCCUCUAGCCAAUACCAACGGCAGCAUUAAACCGACUGCCUUAAUCAAUGGCAAACCCAAGCUUGUCCCGACUGCUUCGACGGUUAAGCUGGUCUGUAAACACUUUCAGAAAGGGAUCUGCAAGUUUGGCAAUGGUUGCAACAAACAGCACAUCAUGCCCGACCAACAGUUGUCUCAUCCUCACGAAGAAGAGAAAAAUGCCUCUAAGCAGCUAUGGUCCGCCCCAUCGGUUGUCGGUCGCUCUGAAGAAUUUUUUGAAACCACGCUACCUCUCUCAGGCCUCAAGUCGAAGGAGUUCAUUCCCGUGAAUAAAGACGGAGACCGCAUCGACACUUAUUGCCCUCCUCCAAGCCAGGAAGCGUUUGACGAAUACCACCACCGGGCCAAGCUCCACAAAGUCUGCAACAGCUAUCAUCUUUCAGGAAAACCUGGCUGUAAGGCUGUGAAGAGCUGGCAAUGCCGCUUCAAUCAACGUGGCCACACUCUUAAUCUGCAGGUCGCUCAGUGGGUCACGCCUAUCGAACAUCCUGACAUGGAGCCAUUCUCCCCCAGCGGCAGCUCUGCCGGAGACACCUCCCCCAGCACUAUCUACUUUGGCUAA
Penicillium lagena is the source of this 1347-nucleotide messenger RNA. RefSeq lists its product as uncharacterized. The record is from RefSeq and is a predicted model, not a curated record. Gene Ontology annotation, molecular function: metal ion binding. NCBI's taxonomy places the organism in Eukaryota, Fungi, Ascomycota, Eurotiomycetes, Eurotiales, Aspergillaceae. The coding region runs from base 1 to 1347 and encodes 448 amino acids. The transcript is spliced from 6 exons.